Messenger RNA from Panonychus citri (citrus red mite), 2181 nucleotides. Its product is annotated as RYamide receptor-like. Gene Ontology annotation, biological process: neuropeptide signaling pathway. Bases 113 to 1210 code for a protein of 365 amino acids. Gene Ontology annotation, molecular function: tachykinin receptor activity. The record is from RefSeq and is a predicted model, not a curated record. The transcript has 5 exons. Lineage: Eukaryota; Metazoa; Arthropoda; Arachnida; Trombidiformes; Tetranychidae. Gene Ontology annotation, cellular component: plasma membrane.
GUUUAAUAGAGUGAGGACUUGAAUCGAAAUUAAAAUGAAGUUUAUCAAUUUGUACUCGACGGGAAUAAAACUUUUCAAUUGCCGGUGAUGAGUUGAUAAUAAAUCAAGCAACAUGAUGAAUCCAUUUGUUCAAAUACUCAUGUACUUUUCUUAUAUAAGCAUUUGUGUCAUUGCGAUUUCAGGAAAUGCGAUCGUGUGUUUCAUUGUAUUGGCUCAUAGACGAAUGCAAUCAGUGACUAAUUAUUUUAUCGUUAAUCUUGCCAUAAGUGAUAUACUAAUGGCCUCAUUGUGUAUACCGUUUGCUUUUGUUUCCAACUUGUUACUACAAUAUUGGCCGUUCGGUGCUUUCAUGUGUGUUCUUGUUUCAUACUCACAAGCAGCCUCGGUGUUUAUUUCAGCUUAUACACUGAUCGCCAUCUCAAUUGACCGUUACUUUGCGAUACUUUACCCAUUAAGACCCAAAAUGACUCGACAUCAAGCCAAAUUGAUUAUAUUUUCUAUCUGGAUUGUGGCCUUGAUUACACCUUUACCCACAGCGAUUGUAUCGAAACUUGUUAUUCCUCCCGUUUGGACUGAGAACAAUAUUACCGAUCGUUAUACCUGUACGGAAGAUUGGGCUAGUACCAAAUAUCGAAGUGUUUACAGUUUAGCUUUGAUGAUUUUACAAUACUUUUUUCCAUUCGUUGUCCUUUUGUACACAUAUACACGAAUUGCCAUCGUUGUUUGGGGUAAAACCACCCCAGGGGAAGCGGAAGAUGCUCGUGAUAAAAGGUUAGCUGCAUCUAAACGAAAAAUGAUUAAAAUGAUGAUAACAUGUGUGACAGCGUUCACAUUAUGUUGGCUACCAUUUAAUACUUUCAUUGUUGUUGGUGACAAUUAUCCGGAUAUAUUUUCAUAUCCUCAUAUCAUUUAUGUUUGGUUUGCCUGCCACUGGUUAGCCAUGUCACAUGCUUGCUGUAAUCCGAUAAUCUAUUGUUGGAUGAAUACCCGUUUCCGUGAAGGAUUUAAAUACAUAUUCCGUUUCCUACCUUUUAUCAAGAAUACCUGUAAGCCUGAUUUCAUGUUAUCAUCAACAUCGGCACUUUCAUCAAAAGGAGCAACUCUCAAAUGUUAUCUUGGAUCAAGGAUAAAGAGUAAUGGUAAUUUGACAAAAUCUCAUCAUCAGAAUGCUACAUCAGUUGAAGAGAUUCCUCUUGAAAUUCAACGAUAGAAAUACAAGAAGAAGAAGAAGAAGAGCAAAAAAUCAGUCCAUUCUAUAUACAUAUGAAAAUUACAUUUUCCAUGAAAAACAUGAUAACAGUUGAAACUUUUGAUUACCAACUUUUUUUUCACAUUCUAAGUAUAUAUAAAUAACAUUCAUUUCUUUUGUUGGAAAUCAAGCAAAAUGUUAAAUCUACUGUUGAACAGAGUGUAACAAUUAAAUUGUCCAAACUGAUUCUGCCAACUGGAUAAACACAGUUCUAAAUUUUAUACAUAUACAUGUAUAUAUAUCUUCCAAGAAAAUUGUGAUCACCAUGAGAAAAGAAGAUGAAGAAAACAUGAUGGAUAGGAUGGCAAAAAUACUAAGGUUUACCAGCAGAAUUCAGGGGAUUCCAUGUUGCGUUGAUUUCAUGGAUCAACAAUAAGCAGUUAAUGGUUGGGAUAUAUUUACAAUUUUGGGUGGAAGGAAAAAAAAAGAAAACCUCUGAAAAUCAUCAUGAUGAUUCUUGAUUAUUGAUUCUGUAAAAUCAACAACUCAUUGUCAAUGGGAAAAGCAAAGUGUAAACUCCUUAUGGAUUCAAUUGAAUGGACACAAAACGAUGAUAAUACUUUUCCAUCUUCAUCUCAAUUCAUCUUAAUCUCUCUCUCUCUCUCUCUCUCUCUCUCACUUCCCUUUAACUGACUUACAACAUGUAACUAUCCAUUAUUAUCACUAAUAUCAUCCGAAAAUGAAUCUCAUGUUAACUCAUAAUUGUGAUGGAACAAUCAACCAAUCCAACAAAUAUAGAUAUAAGUAUGUGUCAUUGAAUAAUAACCUUGAUCUCUGAGAUUUGGACUAUCAUCGGCUGAUCAAUUUUUUCGACGAAAUUUGUUUCAAAAACGAAAAUAAGAAAACGAUAAAUGAUUUUAUAUGUAACAAUUUUACAGAAAAAGAAACAAUAAAAAUAUUAUGUAACAUAAAUAAAGAGGAAAAAAAUUGUA